Messenger RNA from Rhododendron vialii, 1252 nucleotides. RefSeq names its product peroxidase 44-like. Gene Ontology annotation, cellular component: plasmodesma; plant-type cell wall. Gene Ontology annotation, biological process: hydrogen peroxide catabolic process; response to oxidative stress. The record is from RefSeq and is a predicted model, not a curated record. Gene Ontology annotation, molecular function: peroxidase activity; heme binding. Lineage: Eukaryota; Viridiplantae; Streptophyta; Magnoliopsida; Ericales; Ericaceae. The transcript is spliced from 2 exons. The coding region runs from base 141 to 1106 and encodes 321 amino acids.
AUAUAUACCCCCAUAACCUCCCUUCAUUGCAUAGCUAAAAACCAUCUUCAUUUCCCAAUCCACAAGUACCUAAUUAAAGUCUUAACCCAGACCGGUAAACCAAAUUUUAGUUUCUUUCUUCGGCCAGAAAAGAAGUUCAAAUGAAGAACUCAUUCCUAUUCAUAGGCUUUUUUCUUCUUCUUGUUCCUCUUGUCACAGCCCAACUUCAAAUUGGUUUCUACAACUCCACCUGCCCUCGGGCAGAGCUAAUUGUUCGUAAAGUGAUUCAGCAGCGAUUCAAGACUGACCAUUCCAUUACAGCUGCAUUUCUUCGCAUGCACUUCCAUGACUGCUUUGUUAGGGGUUGUGACGCAUCCGUACUCAUAGACCCAACAAAGACCACCCCAUCGGAAAAAGAUGCAGUGCCAAACCAGACGGUACGAGGAUUCAACAUCAUCGAUCAGAUCAAGAAAAAACUGGAGGCUGCCUGCCCCGGAAUCGUCUCGUGUGCCGAUAUCAUAACAUUGGCAACUCGAGAGUCCGUGGCUCUAGCCGGAGGACCGAACUAUACGGUACCAACCGGGAGACGCGACGGCCUAAUCUCGGACCCAAACCUCGUGAACGUACCAGGGCCAACAUUCUCCGUGUCAGAGGCGUUGCAAUCCUUUACCGCGAAAGGGCUAACCCUUAAUGACAUGGUGACUCUUUUGGGAGCGCACACGGUCGGCGUUGCGCACUGCGAUUUCUUUCUAGACCGGCUUUCGGACUUUCAAGGCACCGGGAAGCCGGACCCUACCAUGGAUCCGGCUCUGGUGUCAAAGCUGUUUAACCUUUGUGGGACACAAUCAAGGCCUUUCAAAAAGGAUCCAACCGCGUUUUUAGACCAAAGCACACCUUUUGUUGUCGAUAAUCAGUACUACAACGACAUUCUUUCGCGGAGGGGGAUAAUGCAGAUUGAUCAAGAACUUGCAUUGGAUAAUUCUAGUGCUUCUAUUGUGUCGGGUUUUGCGAACGACGCGGUUGGAUUCCAACGGAGUUUCGCGGAUGCGUUGGUGAAGAUGGGGAGCAUUGAAGUUCUUGUUGGAAACACUGGACAAAUUAGAAAGAAUUGUAGAGUUUUCAACUAGCCCACUCAGAAAAGAAAACUAUUGGGUUGUUCUUAUAACUCGCGAUAUCUAAAGUCCGCUGACGUCCACCUUGAUUAGUUCAGGGAGACCAAUUCCAUCCGCUAAAAAAAACAAUUCGUAUUAAUUGAGCCCGCAACAAUCUAGGG